Pseudocercospora fijiensis CIRAD86 is the source of this 621-nucleotide messenger RNA. RefSeq lists its product as uncharacterized. The record is from RefSeq and is a predicted model, not a curated record. NCBI's taxonomy places the organism in Eukaryota, Fungi, Ascomycota, Dothideomycetes, Mycosphaerellales, Mycosphaerellaceae. The transcript has a single exon. Bases 236 to 571 code for a protein of 111 amino acids.
GAAAAAAGUGAGCUCACGUCUACAGGAGCUUCAAGGUACUGAGAGAGAUAUUGCACAGCGGCUGCACUUCCUGUUAUUGAAAGCUCGAAUCUUCGCCCUUGCGGGGCAGGCGCCAAAGGGUUUCAGUAUCGCCUUGCGAGCAACAUCUACUGCGGAGCGGCAUCUGCUCCUACCUAUCUUGUUCGAAGGAUUGGCGGUUCUAGCACGCGUGCUGCUGGAUCUUGGCGCGUUCAGCAUGGCAGCAGCACUUUGCGAUGCUACCUUGCCGCACGCAUACGAAGCGCGGAACACCGGCCUCACAGCUAGGCUUUUCGUCGCAAUGGGAGAAGCUGCAGUAGGGCAUGCCGGUCACGGUUGCGCUGCUGGAAGUACGGAACAGGCUCGGAGUAUGCGCAGAGCGAUGGGUUUGAUCGAGAGAGGACGCGAGAUGUAUCAGAGGACUAAGGACGUGCAAGGUCAGCUUGACUGUCUCCUCAGGAAGAGCAAGAUUGCGAACUGGAGUGAGGAUGCUGCCUCUGCAUCACAGGCUGAUGACAUGUACUUGCAGCUAUUGGCAGAGAAGCGGUCUUGAGCAUAGCAUUAGAGUUCGGCAGCAUCACGUGAUAGCGCGCCCCUUCACUC